Messenger RNA from Tinamus guttatus (white-throated tinamou), 1023 nucleotides. NCBI's taxonomy places the organism in Eukaryota, Metazoa, Chordata, Aves, Tinamiformes, Tinamidae. The record is from RefSeq and is a predicted model, not a curated record.
AUGGUUCCCACUGUGGCAGUGAUCCCGAGCGCGGAGCGGAAAGGCUGGGCUUAUGCCAAAUUUACUGGUGCUCCCCUGACAGUGAAUGCCAUCAAUAAGUCCUGGAAAGCUCCAAAAGGAGAGGUACCAGUCUUGAUAUCAGAAGACGCUGUUAUUUCUCAGCCAGCAAAAAUACUAAACUUCUUAAGAAAGCAGAAAUACAAUGCUGACUAUGAAUUGUCUGCAAAACAAGGUGCUGAUACACUGGCAUAUAUUGCACUACUUGAAGAGAAACUGCUUCCCGCUCUGCUGCAUACAUUCUGGGUCGAGGCAGAAAACUACUGCAGUGUGACAAAGCCAUGGUUUGCCUCAAGAAUUCCCUUCCCACUGAGUUUGUAUCUGCCUGGAAGGAUGUCCAGGGAAGCUCUUAACAGGAUCUUGCUGACCAGGGGUGGUCCUCCACUCUACAGUCUCACUGAAGUGGAAGCACAGAUAUACAGGGAUGCCAAGGAAUGCCUAAAUCUCCUGUCGAAGAGACUGGGAACAUCUCAGUUUUUCUUUGGAAAUACGCCUUCUACCUUGGAUGCCUUUGUGUUUGGUUUCCUUGCACCUCUUUAUAAAGUGUGCUUCCCCAGAGUACAAUUACAAGAGCAUUUGAAACAGCUUCCCAAUCUGUGUCGUUUCUGUGAUGAUAUUUUAAGUUUCUACUUUAGGUUAGGUGUCUCAGGCCAUUCUCCAGCUGGACAGGAUUCAGUAGAUGCUAAUCUGCAGAAACUCACACAGCUUGUAAAUAAGGAAUCCAACUUGAUUGAAAAGAUGGACGACAACCUUCGUAAGAGUCCUCAGCAUCCUCCUCGAAAGCUAACAACGCUCAAGCUUGCUGCGGGUGGAGAAGAAAGCAACCUCCCAAGUCGUUUGUCACCUUGACAGCUUCUGUGGCCCAUAUGUGUGUGUUUGCCUUCAACUCUUCUGAACGUCACAGCAAUUUUUUUCACAUAAUUACGGUUUGGUGAGGGAAAAAUCUGCUAAUAAGUACAAGUAGGG